AGGCUGCGCAGAUGGAAAACAAGGAGUACCAAGCGAGGAUGAAGUUUCUGGAUCAAGUACCAUUGAUGAAGCGGCUGCCCAAAGACGAGCACCCCAUUGUAGCAGAAGCCUGCGAGGCAUGUGAGUUUCAGCCCGGAGACACGAUCAUCCAGCAGGGCAAUUCUGGUGAUGCUUUCUACGUGGUACGGUCUGGCGAAGCCAGCGUUCACGUGAACACCAAUGCGGGCAGAGAGCAAGUCGCCUCACUCAAGGGUGGGGACUACUUCGGGGAGAAUGCGUUGUUGCGAGAUGAGCCACGAACGGCGACGAUCAUUGCGACGACUCGAUUGCUCGCCUUUAGAAUUAGAAGGGACAAGUUCCAGGAACUGGGGCUCAAUCUGAAACUGCAGUUUGCCAAUCGGAAGGCUGUGGGCGGUGGCAUGAAAAUGCCAUCGAAGAGCAAGCCUCCGACUCCUAAGUCGCCAGAUGACAUUGAGCUCAUCACAACAGCCCUGCAAAGUAACGAGAACUUGGCCACCAUGACCACGCUGGAUUCAGCAAGGCUUCAGUCCUUCAUUGAGGUCAUGUGGAAAGAGGAGGUGCAGGCUGGGGAGCGCAUCAUUGUGGAGGGCGACCUGCAAGCAGACUACUUUUAUGUCGUGGCGUCUGGCGAGUUUCAGAUCUUGGUGGAUGCAGAUGCAAGCGCGGAGGACAGCCUUAACCAGACGGACAAAGUGGUGAAUCGUGUCGCCCCAGGUGGCAGCUUCGGAGAGUUGGCGCUGCUGUACUUCGUGCCCCGCGCGGCAACGGUGGUGGCCGCCACGGAAGCCACAGUUUGGGUCAUCGAUCGGGGCAAUUUCAAAAACAUACUGAUGAAGGUCUCUGACAGCAAGAUCAAGGAGUAUGUGAGAUAUUUGGACCAAGUGUCUAUUUUGGAUGCGCUACUAGCGGAAGAGAAGCGCCAAGUGGCCAACGCUCUCGUUGAGAUGCAUUUUGCGAUUGACGACUUGAUCAUCCAGCAAGGCGAGCCUGGCAACAUGUUCUACAUAAUGUAUGAAGGUGAAGUGGAUAUCAUCAAGGACAGCGCAGUCGUGGCAACGCUGGAUGCCCGCAGCAAGAGCGGCACUGUCCACUUUUUCGGUGAGAAGGCUCUUUUGGAGAACGAUGUCCGGACUGCAACUGUCAUUGUGAAGUCUGUGGAUGCGAAGUGUUUAGUGCUGGACCGCGAGUCUUUCAACCUCCUCCUGGGACCCUUGAAAGACAUCAUAGAGGCUGCCAGAGAGGGCCGCGAGCGCCCCGAGCGCGUGGUUCCAGGAGCAGCGGCAGGCUGCUUGGCGAAGGACCGGCCGCGGAUCAAGCGCAGCGACCUGAAGCGCGUGGGGCUGCUGGGCUGCGGCGGCUUCGGCGCCGUGGAGCUCUGGGAGCACCUCAAGUCAGGCCAAACCUUCGCACUCAAGGCGAUCAGUAAGGGAUACAUUGUGAAGACGGGCAUGCAGGAGAGCAUCAUGAAUGAAAAAUAUAUUCUGGCCAUGACAAAUUCUUAUUUCAUCACGAAGCUCUUUGAGACGUUCAAUGGUACGCAGACGUUGUACUUCCUUCUGGAACCUUGUCUCGGAGGCGAGCUCUAUGCAACAUACAUCCGGAAGGGCCUCUAUGGCUCCGAAAGGCAUUGCAGGUUUUACACUUCUGGUGUCGUUUUUGCCUUCGAGCACAUGCACCAGCGGCGGAUUAUCUAUAGAGAUUUGAAGCCAGAGAAUCUACUGCUUACAGAGGAAGGCCAUCUCAAGCUCACGGACAUGGGCUUGGCAAAGUUUGUCAUUGGAAAGACGUAUACAACAUGUGGAACGCCUGACUACUUUGCUCCAGAACUCAUCGCAUCCACUGGCCAUACCAAUGCUGUUGACUGGUGGACGCUGGGCAUUCUGACUUUCGAGCUUAUGUCAGGUCGCCCGCCGUUCGAAUCCGCAUACCCCAUGCAAAUCUAUGCCAAAGUCACCAAAGGCAUUAGCAAAGUGCAAUUCCCGCCGGCCAUGAAAGGGAAUUGCAAGAACCUCAUUGAGCAGUUGCUGAAGAACGAUCCGGUAGAAAGACUACCCAUGAAGCCUGGUGGGGUGCAAAACAUCAAGCAGCACAAGUGGUUCUCGGACUUUGACUGGGAAGCGGCGGAGAACUUGGGCUUGACUGCGCCGUACAAGCCAACAGUGAAGAGCAAGCGAGACUUGCAGAACUUUGUGGCCAGAAAGGAAGAUGCGCCAAGACACCUGGAGUAUAUUGAUCCAGGAAACGGCUGGGACAAGGAUUUCGCAACAUCUUACUAGGCAGACCACGGCGUCUGCAUUUCACUGCUUUGAUAGUUGGUAAGGCGGGUAUUCCAAAGUUUCCGACCUUCCGGCCUGAGUGUAGGAAGCUGUGCCAUGCAUGGUGUCCCGUGCCAAAGGCAUUGGCUUUCGGCUGACACGCCCAGAGACUCCAGAGACCCCGCGCACGUUCCAAUUGCUUUGGCGGGCUGCGUUUCACUCCCAGAUAUGCCCCGGUUUUUUUGGCUUUCUUUGAGGCUUGUGAAAAACGUAGGCAUAGAGCUUGCCAAGCCGCUUUUCCAAGCUUCUGUCGGCCACCAGUCUGCAAGACUUGCAAUUCAUGUUUGUACUUUGACGUCAGAGAUGUCAAAGCGCGUGAAUAGACUCAGGCAGUCUGAGC
This is a messenger RNA of Effrenium voratum, 2676 nucleotides long. The record is from the annotation of a GenBank genome assembly. Lineage: Eukaryota; Dinophyceae; Suessiales; Symbiodiniaceae.